AUGGCAUCGACGUUCAGUUUUGGCUUUUCUGGGGACGAUAUCGAUAUUGAUGAGUCGGAGUUCAAUUCUACGGAGAACGUAUCACUUCCCCAGGGAAAUGACGAUGCACUUCCUUCGCUUGUGGGAGCCAGAAAGCAUGAUAUGAAAGAUUGGGAGAGAGGGCGUUUGCAAACUUUCCAGUUGUCUUCUUUUGUUUCGUUCUUGCGAUUUCCCAGCAAACACGUAACCAUUGUGCAGACUUCAAGCCUUCCGUCUCAAAUUGCAUACAAUCUCUUGGAAUUGAACGGACUAGAAAACCAGGCCGCAGGAACAGUGCCUGAAGUGCCUCCGAUUGCUCGUCGUGAAGUAUUUGACGUUCGGACUCAACUGAUGGCAGAGGAUACUGCAGACCAUGAAAACGAGGAACUGAUCGCCGGGCUUGAAAAAGGAGACAUAAAACCACAAUUUUAUGAAGGUGGCUUCAAGACCUGGGAAUGUGCUCUGGACUUGGCGAAAUCAGCUGUCAGCGAGGAUGAACUAUUUUGCAAUGAUGAGAACCAAACAGGAGUCCAACAUAUCCUCGAACUUGGUGCUGGAACCGCAGUACCUUCACUAGCUCUUUUCGCGCAACUGAUCUCCCAAGAAAAUCCAGAGUCUCAAAGGAAAUACCACUUUACAUUUGCAGAUUACAACUCCGAAGUUCUCCGCCUGGUCACACUGCCGAAUCUGCUCCUGACUUGGAACUAUGUCGUCACGCGCCAGCAUGUCCUGUCGACCAAUAGCUCUCCAGAGCACCAAGCCCAGGACGAGGAGCUAGACAUCACACCGGAGUUGGUCGAUAACUUUGAGAAAGACCUUGUACGACGAGGAAUCACGGUCGAGUUUAUUUCUGGCGCCUGGUCCCCAACAUUUGUUGACCUCGUGUUGUCAUCCCCGGGCAGAAUUUCAACCAAGACCUUGAUACUUGCCAGCGAGACAAUCUACUCGCCAGCAUCAUUAUGUGCAUUCUCUGAGACACUGUCGACGUUAUUACGUGCUGCUGAGGGAAGCGGGCAACGUAGAGCAUUGAUAGCAGCCAAGAAAGUCUAUUUUGGAGUUGGAGGUGGUGUGGACGAGUUUUUGGCAGUGUUAGAAAAGGUUAGUCGGGGAUCUAUGGAUGUGAAAGAAAAGUUGAAUAUCAACUCAGAAGGAGUUGGACGGGUAAUCUUGGAGAUCACAGCAAGGAGCUCCCAGCAGCAAGACCAACAACAUUAA
Molecule: messenger RNA, 1233 nt
Organism: Aspergillus tanneri
Lineage: Eukaryota; Fungi; Ascomycota; Eurotiomycetes; Eurotiales; Aspergillaceae
Product: protein-histidine N-methyltransferase
Exons: 3
Coding region: 1-1233 (410 amino acids)
Biological process (GO): peptidyl-histidine methylation, to form tele-methylhistidine
Molecular function (GO): protein-L-histidine N-tele-methyltransferase activity
Source: RefSeq, a predicted model, not a curated record